AUGAACACAGCGGCGCAACUUUCCUACAUAGUGAUUGGGUGCCCUACUUUCCAUACCAACAACCACUUGGGAUUUUCCUUUUCCCGCCAUAUCAACGGUCACAGAUUGAGCUCUGUGUUCACAUCUGUUAUUCUCGAUGCAACACUUCGCAUACGACGCCGCAGAAGUCAAUCUCACUCUGCAAUCACCUGCUCUGCCUCCGAUAAGCGCUCUCCGUCUUCCGAAAUCAGUUCUGCAGCCAAGAUACGGAGUGAAGUUCUUUCUCCCUUUCGGUCCGUUCGGAUGUUCUUUUAUCUUUCUUUCAUGGCAAGUGCUGCACUUGGAGGACUAAUAGCCUCUACACAACUGGUUGCUGCAGUGGCCAAUUCAACUAAAGCAGCUGUAGUCCCUGACAUUCUUAAGGGUCUAGGCAUCGACAUUGCAGCUGUCUUAAUCUUUGCAUUUCUUUAUUCUAGGGAGAAUAAUGCUAAGAAUGCCCAGUUGGCUAGACUCUCAAGAGAGGAAAGCCUCUCAAAUCUUAAGCUUCGUGUGGAUGAAAAGAAGGUUAUCCCUGUUACCACUUUUAGGGGAAUUGCUCGUCUUGUCAUCCUUGCUGGCCCUGCAUCUUUCAUUGAGGAGUCUUUCAAACUUAGUGAGCCUUUCACUGAGGCCCUUCUGGAAAGAGGGGUGCUUGUGGUGCCCUUUGCUACAGAUGGAGGUUCGCCUAGUUUUGAGUUUGAAGAGAGUGAAGAGAUGAAGGAGAUAACUAGCAAAAGGAAAAGGCUCUGGCAGCUGGUUCCUGUUUAUAUCACUGAGUGGGCCAAGUGGUUAGAUGAACAAAAGAAACUGGCCAAUGUCGCACCUGGAUCUCCUGUGUAUUUAUCUCUCCGCCUGGAUGGUCGGGUUCGUGGCAGUGGUGUUGGUUAUCCUCCUUGGAAUGCUUUUGUUGCACAAUUGCCACCAGUAAAGGGAAUCUGGUCAGGUCUCCUUGAUGGCAUGGACGGAAGAGUUCUUUAAACAAUAUUUCGUUUUACCUGAUUUAUGAAGGUUAGAUUCUUCUUCAACUUCAAUUAGUUGUAAUAGCUCUCUUUAGUUCUCUAUUGCAAUAGAGUAGCUUUGCCUGAGCAUUUGAAAUCUUCAUAGGUUUGUAUGUGCAUGUCAUAUGAGGAGAUGUAUAUUUCCUGUACUUAUUUGUUUCUGCUACUGUUCCACACCAAAAGCAACUUUUUUCUGUUGCUCAGAUGUAGUUUGUUGGUGAGGAUAGUGGAAGUGUAACUGGACUAAUAAAAGAC
Molecule: messenger RNA, 1271 nt
Organism: Ilex paraguariensis (yerba mate)
Lineage: Eukaryota; Viridiplantae; Streptophyta; Magnoliopsida; Aquifoliales; Aquifoliaceae
Source: the annotation of a GenBank genome assembly